AUGGCGGAUAGCUCUCAGACAAACAGCAGUUCAAAUGUUACCAAACUUCUCGAAUUUUUUCAUCUUUGUGAAAAAUUAAAGACAACAAAACGUACAGGAUGGAUAUAUCAUAAUGUAGAAAAUCCCGAAUCAAUAUCUGAUCAUAUGUAUCGUAUGUCCAUAUUGUCAUUGUCAGUUAACGAUCCAACAUUAGAUCGAGAUAAAUGUGUUAAAAUGUCUAUCGUCCAUGAUCUGGCCGAAGCCACAGUAGGUGAUAUAACACCUUACGAUGGAAUAAGUAAGGAAGAAAAGAAACGUAGAGAAUCUGAAGCAUUGCGACAUAUAUGUGAUGACUUACUUGGAAACUCUCCGCAAUCUCAAGAAAUUUAUGCUCUUUGGCAAGAAUAUGAAGAUGCAACAACAAAGGAGGCUAAAUUUGUUAAUGAUAUAGAUAAGUUUGAAAUGAUUCUUCAGGCUUAUGAGUAUGAACAAUCUCAAAAUAAAAAUCUUGAGGAAUUCUUCGAAUCGACAAAAGGAAUAUUUACUCAUCCAGAAGUUAAAUCGUGGGUUGAAGAAUUAUAUAAAAAUCGCAAACCUUAUAAACAAAAGAUUACACAAGAAAAUACAGGUUAA
This is a messenger RNA of Cetraspora pellucida, 612 nucleotides long. Lineage: Eukaryota; Fungi; Glomeromycota; Glomeromycetes; Diversisporales; Gigasporaceae. The record is from the annotation of a GenBank genome assembly.